AACGCCGCUUAUUCUUUCACGCACCUCAAUCCCACCUCAAUCCACCUUCUAUCGUACCAAUUCGUCUCGCCAUGUUUGCCAGACAUGUAUUUCGUCCGGCCAGGACGCUACAGCAGCAAGUCCGCCGUUAUGCUUCUGAGGCACCCAAGAGUGGCGGUAACAAUGGUAUCCUUUACACAGGCAUUGGCGCUGCUGGUCUCGCUGGUGCCUACCUGUACAUGAGGGGCGGCGACUCGCCAUCAGGGCAGAAGGGUAGUGCGCCACCAUCAGAGGAGGCCAAGAAGAUUCCUUCAUCCAGCGGGGACGCGAAGAAGGCCUUUACUGGAGGCGACCAGGGCUUCGUGUCGCUCAUGCUGGAGAAAUCCGAGGUUGUCAACCACAACACCAAGAAGCUCCGCUUCAAGCUACCCGAGGAGGACAUGGAGAGCGGCCUGCCUGUUACUUCUGCCGUUAUCACCAAGUACAAGGGCCCUGAGAUGCAGAAGCCCGUCAUCCGACCCUACACACCCAUCAGCGACGUAGACCAGAAGGGUAGUGUCGACUUCAUAAUCAAGGCCUACCCCGGUGGUCCCAUGUCUGAGCAUAUGCACGCUAUGGAGCCUGGCCAGCGGCUGGACAUUAAGGGACCAAUUCCCAAGUUCCAGUGGAAAGAAAAUCUACAUGAGCACAUUGCUUUAAUCGCUGGUGGCACCGGUAUCACACCCAUGUGGCAGACCGCACGACACAUCUUUCGCAACCCCCAGGACAAGACAAAGGUCACCCUCAUCUACGGCAACGUCUCUGAGGAGGACAUUCUGCUGAAGCGCGAAUGGGAAGAGCUGGAGAACACAUACCCUCAGCGAUUCCGCGCCUUUUACGUCCUGGACAACCCACCAGAGUCAUGGCAGGGCGGAAGGGGCCACGUCACCAAGGAGCUACUGAAGACUGUGCUACCGGAACCAAAGGAGGGCGAGAAGAUCAAGAUCUUCGUGUGCGGACCACCGGGCAUGUACAAGGCCAUCAGCGGUGGCAAGAAGAGCCCGAGUGACCAGGGCGAACUUGACGGUAUGCUCAAGGAGCUUGGUUACAGCAAGGACCAAGUCUACAAGUUCUAGAUGUGUGUAGAGAUAGAUGUACGAUACACAGAGUAAACUUAGGAGGGCGUAGCAAUAUACCAUGUCCUCAAAAGAAACAAAAUCUACCUGCACAUCCGAGCUAGUAC
Messenger RNA from Pyrenophora tritici-repentis Pt-1C-BFP, 1201 nucleotides. Its product is annotated as NADH-cytochrome b5 reductase 3. Gene Ontology annotation, molecular function: cytochrome-b5 reductase activity, acting on NAD(P)H. The record is from RefSeq and is a predicted model, not a curated record. Lineage: Eukaryota; Fungi; Ascomycota; Dothideomycetes; Pleosporales; Pleosporaceae. Gene Ontology annotation, biological process: ergosterol biosynthetic process.